AUGGUAAGCUCAGACACUGGAUUAAACAACGAUGAUGACUCAGCCACCGUAUCAGAUGAGUCGAACACCGAGACAGACUCAGACGUGAGAACCGAAACCGACGAGGAAUGUCCAUCUUCGCACCCUCCAUCUGUAUUUGAAAACGGUGAAAAGGUCCUCGCUUCUCACUCUGGACAAUAUUAUGAAGCCAAGGGGUGGAACAAAACUUGGGACGAAUGGGUUGGCAUGGAUCGUUUGCUGAAGCAUACUGAAGAGAAUGUGCAGAAGCAGAAAGCCCUCAAAGAACAAUUGGAAAUGGAACAGAAAACAAAGGCAGUACAGGCACCACAAAUGAAACCGAAAAAUUCCGGUGUUUCAAGGGGCAGGAAGCGGAAAAAUGACUCUCUUAAUAAGGAAAAUGAUGCUGUACCCUUGGAAAAGCUGGUGAAUCUCCAAAUUCCACCAACUCUAAAGAAACAGCUUGUUGAUGAUUGUGAAUUUAUCACUCAUCGGAGCAAGCUUGUGAAACUUCCUCGUACUCCAAAUGUCCAAGACAUAUGUACGAAGUAUUGUGAGUAUAGAUCGAACAAAGAUGUCAUGAUACCUGAAUCAACUGCCGAAAUUAUGAAAGGUUUAUGUUGUUACUUUGACAAAGCCUUGCCAGUCAUGCUUCUGUAUAAAAGUGAGCGCCAACAGUAUGCUGAUGCAAUUAGAGAGAAUGUUUCUCCCUCAAUGGUAUAUGGUGCUGAGCAUCUAUUACGCCUUUUUGUUAAGCUGCCUGAGUUAUUGGUCCACGCAAACAUUGACAAAGAGACACUGACAGAGUUGCACCAAAAAUUUGUUGACUUUCUGAGGUUUCUACAGAAGAAUCAGAGUGCAUUUUUUCUCUCUACGCACCAUGUCCCAGAAGAUUCUGAAGCAAUAGUUGAAACUUCCAGUAUGAAUGUCCAAAAGGUAUGUGUCAACUAUCUUCAGCUAUCUUGCCUUGCAAGGUCCUCUUCUCCUGUGAUGACCAAGGCUAACUGGGCUCAUGCAGUAGCCGAUGUUAUGCUGAAACAAGAAGCAAAAUCAGGAAGAUGA
Messenger RNA from Dovyalis caffra, 1059 nucleotides. The record is from the annotation of a GenBank genome assembly. NCBI's taxonomy places the organism in Eukaryota, Viridiplantae, Streptophyta, Magnoliopsida, Malpighiales, Salicaceae.